Molecule: messenger RNA, 2417 nt
Organism: Ostrinia furnacalis (Asian corn borer)
Lineage: Eukaryota; Metazoa; Arthropoda; Insecta; Lepidoptera; Crambidae
Product: THAP domain-containing protein 4-like
Exons: 7
Coding region: 351-1016 (221 amino acids)
Molecular function (GO): sequence-specific DNA binding
Source: RefSeq, a predicted model, not a curated record
AACAAUAACUAAAGCAUGGAAGCCAGGCUAAAAUAGCAACUAAAAACGUAUACCUGAUGCACUCGCUCUUUACACGAUUUUGCGUAGGAGAGAAUGAGACCGCAAACUGAACAUAGUUCUCAUAAUUUGCAGGUUGUCACUAGCAUUCAGUGGACUCAUUACAAUUUUAUGUCAUUGGACUUAUUCAGCAUACUACCAAAUUCAAAAUCACGUUUUGACGUUCUAUGUUUCAGUUUCACUCAACUUGCUCACUUGGCCGAAUUAAAGUACUGAUGUGUCACCGUGGUUGUGUUUACGGCUCGUGUUAUUAAAAAAAAUAUUUUCUAAGGAAUUUGCGCAAAAGAAAGUGUAUGGUCGUUCCUGGUCGUUCUUUAAGAUGUGUUUUAUAUCAUAAAAAUAUGUCUUGUGUGAUUGACGGCUGCGAUUCACAUUCGGGAAGAAAAGAAAACAGUGGUGAAAAAAUUCACUUUCAUUCAUUCCCAAAGGUUGAAAAGAUCAAAGUAGAGUGGAUAAGACGAGUCGGGAGACCUGACUGGAAGUGGAAGACCUACAGCAGGAUCUGUUCCAAGCACUUCUCGCCCGACAAUUAUUUGCACAGUGAAUAUUCUACUAAAAGGCGGUUAAAAUUUCAAGCUGUGCCUUCAAUUAAUUUGUCCGAAGCUGAUUCAAUUAGUUCAGAACGAGGACUCAUUCACAGUAUUCCAUCUGCUGUACAAGGACAAGGAAUUAAUACGGUAACUUCUGAGCAUGGACACGUUCAAUGUUUUCCAUCUGCUGUAACCCGAAGAGCUCUUCAAGCAUUAGAAGGACAAGAAAAUAGAAGUUCAGAACGAGGACACAAUGACAUUCACAGUAUUCCAUCUGCUGUACAAGGACAAGGAAAUAUUACGGUAACUUCUGAACAUGGACACGUUCAAUGUAUUCCAUCUGCUGUAACCCAAAGAGCUCUUCGUGAAUUAGAAGGACAAGAAAAAAGAGUACGUAUCUACAGUUCAUUUUAUUACUCGACGCUUUGACCGCGUUGUAUUGAUUAGUUUAUCGCGAGCCACAUGCUCAUUUCUAAAUCCUACUUCUUAAAAGUGUUUAAACUUAAAUUAUUUUUCUAAACGUUUUUACAUCUUUUCUUUAUUUAUCCUAGGAUUUCUUUAUUUGUCACCCUCGGCGGCAACUUAUUCUAAUUACUUUUUUAACUUGUUUUAGAAACCACUAAUGGAAAUUAACACUGGGAUAGUGUCAAUAGUAAAACGAAAAUGUUCGUCUUCAGAUAAGAGAUGAAUCAUCCGCUGAAAAAAAGAUAAAACUAUUAGAGAAACGAGUUCAAGAUUUAAAAAAUGUUUCGGAUCGCCGUCUACGUAAAAUAAACACGUUAACAAAACGAAUUUGUCGACUUUAAAAAAAAAAUGAAGAUCUUUACACAAUCGUAAUAGACAAAUUGAGACAGGACAAUAUCGAAACCGAGUAUAUUAAUAUGUUAGAUAGCUUAAAUAAGAAUGAUGUAAUCAAAAGAUUUCUUCAGAAACAAUGCGACGAAGUUCUUACCAGACAGUAUGGUAUUGAAAUUAAAAAAUUCGCAGUCACAUUACAUUAUUUAUCACCAAAGGCAUACUCGUUUGUCCGGGAACACUUUGAAAAUGUAUUGCCACACCCGUUUUAAACUGUAGUUCUGACUACAAAAAAGCUAUUAACGACAGCACCAAUUGUAGACGUCGUUUAGAACCUGAAUCACAUGAUACUUUUGAUCAUUUGAAAGAACACGACUACAUUUUGUACCCAUCGUCUCUUACGGAAUAUUCUAAAAAUGUCGUAGAAUACAUAGCGGGCUUUAUCCGAAGGAAAUUAAAAAAAUCUUUACAAUGCGAACAAAGUGAUCCUAUAAGAGUUCCGUUUUUUCCUUAUGAGGUACGGAACCCUAAAAAUGCAUAGAAAGUCUUGAGAACACGGAGAGUAUUCCUGAAAGAUCUUUGAUAUCUAUAAAAAAUAGAGGAGGCCUAUUUAAACCAACAUCCGGCUUAACCAAGAUCUGUCAACUUUCCGAAAAAAUUUUAAGAGAAUAUCAAAUGCAUAUUGGUUCAAAAUCUCUCGGUCAACCAAAAACAUUAUUAGAGAUGAUUAAUAAAGUUUCAGCAAAUGUAUUGUCGUCAGAAAUUUUUCGUGAAUUAAAAGAUCAUUCAUUAGAACAAUCUUUCUAUGAUGAUCACAGAAAUCUUCUUGUAAAGUCCAUAGCACAAAAAUAUUUUAAACUUAGGAUACAUUAUAUAACUAAAAAUUUGACUGUACCUACCGAAAAAAUUCGCACACAUUUAACAAAGACAAUUAUAUUUAAAGGUCAAUGAUACGUAAACACAUUAUAGUGCAUAACUGCCACGGUUUGUAAUAGGUAUAUGCUUUGUUUAUGAACAAUUAAAUUAUCUUUUUAA